AUGGCUAUGCAACUCGAUAUGUCCCAAGCCUCCGUUGUAAAGGAUGAGCAAGGGCGCCCUUUUAUCGUUGUUCGAGAUCAGGGAAAGAAGAAACGGCAGAGUGGGACUGAAGCGGUCAAAUCACAUAUUCUUGCGGCAAAGACAGUUGCGAACAUAGUGAAAACAUCCCUGGGCCCGCGUGGACUAGAUAAAAUUCUCAUUUCUCCCGAUGGAGAUAUCACCGUCACAAAUGACGGAGCUACCAUUCUCUCUCAGAUGGAGAUAUCAAACAAUGUUGCCAAGCUUCUGGUUGAGCUUUCAAAAUCCCAAGAUGACGAAAUUGGAGAUGGAACAACUGGAGUUGUGGUCCUGGCAGGCGCCCUUUUAGAGCAGGCUGCAGAUUUAAUUGACAAGGGAAUCCACCCUAUAAGAAUAGCUGAUGGUUACGAUGAAGCCUGCGAGGUUGCUGUUGCAGAGCUAGACCGCAUAUGUGACGAGAUAAAAUUCUCAAGGGAUGACCGGGAAAAUCUAAUGAAAGUUGCCAAAACUAGUUUGGGGAGCAAGAUAGUUUCGAAAGCACACGACCAUUUCGCAGAAAUGGCUGUAGACGCAGUCCUCUCCGUCGCAGAUUUGGAACGAAAAGAUGUUGACUUCGAACUUAUAAAAGUUGAUGGCAAAGUUGGCGGAUCCCUCGAGGACUCGCUCCUUGUUAAGGGUGUCAUUGUUGACAAGGACUUCUCCCACCCACAAAUGCCUGACGAAGUUAGGGAUGCCAAACUUGCCAUUCUCACGUGUGCAUUUGAACCUCCCAAACCCAAAACCAAGCAUAAACUUGACAUAACGAGUGUUGAGGAAUUCAAGAAGUUGCAAGCAUACGAGACAGAUAAAUUCACGGAAAUGAUCCAAAAACUCAAGGACACUGGUGCAAACCUUGUCAUAUGCCAGUGGGGCUUUGACGACGAAGCAAACCAUCUUCUUUUGCAGAACAACCUGCCUGCUGUCCGAUGGGUAGGUGGACCAGAAAUCGAAUUAAUCGCCAUCGCUACCAACGGAAGGAUUGUGCCUCGUUUUGAGGAUCUGAGCCCAGAGAAGCUAGGGACUGCCGGCAUUGUACGGGAAAUGAGCUUCGGAACAACCAGGGAGAAGAUGUUGAUAAUUGAAGAGUGUGCCAACACCCGUGCUGUAACGGUCUUUCUUCGUGGCAGCAACAAGAUGAUUGUGGACGAGGCCAAACGAUCUUUACACGAUGCUCUCUGCGUCGUGAGAAAUCUUGUACGCGAUAACCGUGUUGUGUACGGUGGCGGUGCCGCGGAAAUUGCUUGUUCUCUUGCUGUAGAGGAAGCUGCUGUCAAGAACCCUGGGCUUGUCCAAUAUGCCAUGCGUUCAUUCGCAGAUGCCUUAGACGCUGUCCCUAUGGCCCUGGCAGAAAAUUCUGGCCUCAGACCUAUCGAAACUCUGGCUGCCCUCAAAUCUCGCCAACUAAAAGAAAAUAAUUCCAAUCUCGGAGUUGAUUGCAUGAGUACGGGAAGCAACGACAUGAAACAACAUUUCGUUAUCGACCCUUUAAUUAGCAAACGCCAACAACUUCUCCUCGCAACUCAGCUUUGUCGUUUGGUUUUGAAAGUCAACAAUGUCAUUAUUGCUGGUGAUGAUGAACAGGAAUAUUAG
This is a messenger RNA of Paracoccidioides brasiliensis Pb18, 1647 nucleotides long. Its product is annotated as T-complex protein 1 subunit epsilon. Gene Ontology annotation, molecular function: ATP-dependent protein folding chaperone; ATP binding; ATP hydrolysis activity. Gene Ontology annotation, cellular component: chaperonin-containing T-complex. The coding region runs from base 1 to 1647 and encodes 548 amino acids. Gene Ontology annotation, biological process: protein folding. The record is from RefSeq and is a predicted model, not a curated record. The transcript has 11 exons.